CUCUAACACUUCACAUACGCAACAUAAUUUUUUUUACGGAGAUAUUUCUUAUUCUUAAUCUAUCAUAUAUGUAUUUUUGUUAUCUGCAUUUAUUAACUCUUGUUUCAACAAAGCUUAAGAUUUGUGUUUUCUAAUAUCUUUAAAUUCUGCGUGCAUGAAACAGAGAUGGAUGUACGGUACACAAUUUGAUUUCAUGUAGAGUAUGAUGGCAUUCAAAGGUCCCAAGAACAAAUUUGAUCAUGAGCAUAAACCUAAACCUAAACGACAAAAGGCACUUGAAGCUCCAAAGGAGCCUCGACGACCGAAAACUCAUUGGGACCAUGUAUUAGAAGAGAUGGUGUGGUUGUCAAAGGACUUUGAAUCAGAGAGGAAAUGGAAACUAGCUCAGGCCAAGAAAGUUGCUUUGAGAGCCAGCAAAGGCAUGUUAGAUCAGGCUACCAGAGGUGAAAAGAAGAUGAAGGAAGAAGAGCAACGCUUACGGAAAGUUGCGCUAAAUAUUUCUAAGGAUGUUAAGAAGUUCUGGACAAAAAUAGAAAAGCUGGUUCUUUAUAAGCACCAAAUGGAGCUUGACGAGAAGAAGAAAAAGGCACUUGACAAACAGCUUGAGUUUCUUUUAGGGCAAACUGAGAGGUACUCGUCAAUGCUGGCAAAGAAUCUUGUGGAUCCUUAUAAACCGGUUGAGAAAAGUUCUGCUGAGCAUCACAUGAGUAGUCAAUACAAGGAUAUAGAUACAGACAUUAUCAAUGAACCCGAGGAAGCUGAUGUUGAGCAUCAGUUGGAUGCACCUGAUGAUGAUGAAGAAUAUGAUGUACAAUCUGAUGAUGAAUCGGAGGAUGAUGAGCAAACCCUUGAGGAGGAUGAGGCCCAUAUAACCAAAGAAGAAAGACAAGAGGAAUUGGCAGCUUUGAAUGAUGAAAUUGAUCUUCCAAUUGAGGAGUUACUCAAGCGUUAUGGUGGCAGGAAUGAUGAAUCUGCAAGUCAAGAAAGUAGUCCAGAGCAUAGUGAAGAUGGUGAUAAAAUAGCUAGAAGUAGUGAUGAAAAUGGAGAUGCUUUAUGCACCAAGGAAACUGGUACAGGCGACUCUGGCAUGGACCCUGGUCGACGCUGUGGAGAAAGUGUUGGUGACGUAGCUACUCCAGUAAACAAUGGUGAUGUUGCUAUUCCGAUAAACAAUCAAUCUGAAAAUAUUAAGGAGGUUUCUAGUGAGAUGGCUAAUGAAGAUACUACCCAUGGCUUUACUGAUGAAGAGGAUGAUGGUGACUUCUUGCAAACAACAGAGGACAAGGAUGAUGAAACAACCUUAUCCGAGGAGGAAAAAUUGGAAAAAGUAGAUAUCAUUGAUCCCAAUGAUGAGAUUGCAUUAUUGCAAAAGGAGAGUGACAUGCCUAUUGAGGAACUACUUGCAAGGUAUAAAAAGGACCUGAGUGAUGAUGGACAUGGGGAUGAAUCUGAUUAUGCUUCUCCUUUAUCUGAGCACCAUGAGGACUCUUCAAGCAAUGAAGAUUCUGGACAGAAGGAUGUUGCUGUCCCUAUGGAAGAAGAUAUCAAGUCUGAGAACCUUCCUGCUGUUCAACCUCAGGAAAAAGAAUGGGAAGUACCUCAUGAAACUUCAGAAAAAGGAGAAGGCGAGUAUAAUAUAUCUGACGCAGCUGCUGCAGCAAGAUCAGCUCAACCAACUGGAAUCACCUUCUCUACAACUAAAGUGCGUACAAAGUUCCCUUUUCUACUGAAGUACUCUCUUCGCGAGUACCAACACAUUGGAUUAGAUUGGCUUGUCACAAUGUAUGAAAAGAGACUGAAUGGAAUUUUGGCCGAUGAAAUGGGGCUUGGCAAAACAAUUAUGACUAUAGCUUUGCUUGCUCAUCUUGCUUGUGAAAAGGGAAUAUGGGGUCCACAUCUAAUCGUGGUGCCAACUAGUGUGAUGCUUAACUGGGAGACUGAAUUUCUGAAAUGGUGUCCUGCUUUCAAAAUUUUAACUUACUUUGGGAGUGCAAAGGAGCGGAAACAUAAAAGACAAGGAUGGUUGAAACCAAACUCAUUUCAUGUGUGCAUAACAACCUAUAGAUUAGUCAUUCAGGAUUCCAAAGUUUUUAAGCGCAAAAAGUGGAAAUACUUGAUCUUAGAUGAAGCUCAUCUCAUUAAAAACUGGAAGUCACAGAGAUGGCAAACACUCUUGAAUUUCAACUCAAAACGGCGUAUUCUCUUGACUGGCACACCAUUGCAGAAUGAUCUCAUGGAGCUGUGGUCUCUCAUGCAUUUUUUGAUGCCACAUGUCUUCCAAUCUCAUCAAGAGUUUAAGGAUUGGUUUUGCAAUCCUAUAUCUGGGAUGGUAGAGGGAGAGGAGAAAGUUAACAAGGAGGUUGUUGAUCGCCUGCAUAAUGUUCUUCGUCCAUUCUUACUCCGCCGGUUGAAGCGAGAUGUGGAAAAGCAACUUCCAUCGAAACAUGAGCAUGUCAUAUACUGUAGACUGUCAAAGCGGCAGCGUAAUUUAUAUGAAGACUUCAUUGCUAGUUCAGAGACCCAAGCUACUCUUGCAAGUGCCAACUUUUUUGGGAUGAUUAGUAUUAUAAUGCAACUUCGUAAGGUUUGCAAUCAUCCUGACCUAUUUGAGGGUCGUCCUAUUGUCAGUUCCUUUGACAUGUCGGGUAUUGAUGUUCAAUUAAGUUCUUCUAUUUGCUCCAUGCUUUUUCCUAAUCCCUUUUCAAUAGUAGACCUAAAAGGCUUAGGCCUCCUAUUUACUCAUCUUGAAUAUAGCAUGACUUCUUGGGAGAGUGAUGAAGUGCAAGCCAUUGAGACCCCUUCUAGUUUAAUCAUGGAACGCACUGAUAAGGGUGACCUGGAGGUAAUUAAGCCUUGGUCAAAAUGUCGAAAAAAGCUACAAGGAACAAACAUUUUUGAAGAGAUCCGCAAAGCAAUUUGGGAAGAGAGGUUGAAAGAGGCGAAGGAACGUGCAGCAGCUAUUGCAUGGUGGAACUCCUUGAGGUGUAAAAGAAAACCCAUCUACUCCACAAGCCUAAGGAAUCUUGUUACUCUAAAGCAUCCUGUAUAUGAUAUUCAUCAAGUUAAGGAAAACCCUGUUUCAUAUUUGUACUCAUCAAAGCUGGCCGACAUUGUUCUAUCACCAGUCGAACGAUUUCAGAGGAUGACUGAUGUGGUUGAAAGUUUCAUGUUUGCCAUUCCAGCAGCACGAGCACCCUCUCCAGUUUGCUGGUGCAGCAGAAGUGGGGCAACUGUGUUUCUGCAUCCAUCUUACAAGCAGAAAUGCUCUGAAGUUCUGUCACCAUUACUGUCACCAAUCAGGCCUGCAGUUGUUCGUAGGCAAGUGUAUUUCCCAGAUAGGCGUCUGAUACAAUUUGACUGCGGGAAAUUGCAAGAACUCGCAAUAUUGUUGAGGAAAUUAAAAUCAGAAGGUCACCGUGCUCUGAUAUUUACCCAGAUGACAAAGAUGCUUGAUGUGCUGGAAGCAUUCAUUAAUUUGUAUGGUUACACUUACAUGAGAUUAGAUGGAUCAACUCAACCAGAAGAGAGGCAGACCUUAAUGCAGCGCUUUAACACUAACCCCAAAUAUUUUCUUUUUAUCUUGUCAACCCGUAGUGGGGGUGUUGGUAUCAACCUAGUUGGAGCUGACACUGUUAUUUUUUACGAUAGUGACUGGAAUCCAGCUAUGGAUCAACAGGCUCAGGAUCGUUGCCACAGAAUUGGUCAGACACGUGAAGUUCAUAUCUACAGAUUGAUUAGUGAAAGCACCAUUGAGGAAAAUAUCUUAAAGAAAGCAAAUCAGAAGCGUGCUCUUGACAAUCUUGUAAUUCAAAGUGGGGGUUAUAACACUGAGUUCUUCAAGAAGCUUGAUCCUAUGGAACUAUUUUCAGGCCAUAGAACACUUCAGAUUAAAAAUAUGCUGGAGAAAUCCCAGAACAAUGGGGAAGUGUCUGUAACUAAUGCAGACCUAGAGGCUGCAUUAAAAUGUGUGGAAGAUGAAGCAGAUUAUAAUGCAUUAAAGAAAGUUGAGGAGGAAGAUGCUGUUGACAACCAGGAGUUUACAGAAGAAGCCAUUGGGAGACUUGAAGAGGAUGAGUAUGGAAAUGAAGAUGAUAUGAAGGAUGAUGAGCCUGCUGAGUUUGGUGAAUCUGUGUCCAACUUAAGUAAACAGAAUGCAGUAAUGUCAAAUGGAGAUCCCAAGGAAGAUGCAAUGGCCACUGUUUCUUUAAAAGAAGACGACGUUGACAUGUUGGCCGAUGUAAAACAGAUGGCUGCAGCUGGGCAAGCUAUCUCUGCCUUUGAGAAUAAGUUGCGUCCUAUAGAUCGUUAUGCCAUUCGUUUUCUGGAGCUUUGGGAUCCAGUUAUAGAUAAAACAGCCUUGGAAUCUGAAGUCAGGAUUGAGGACACGGAAUGGGAGUUGGAUCGCAUUGAAAGGUAUAAGGAGGAGAUGGAAGCUGAAAUUGAUGAAGAUGAGGAACCUCUUGUAUAUGAAAAAUGGGAUGCUGAUUUUGCAACUGAGGCAUAUCGACAGCAAGUAGAGACCUUGGCUCAACAUCAGUUGAUGGAGGAACUAGAAUAUGAAGCUAAACAGAAAGCGGAAGCUGAGGAAGAAAAUUCUAAAAAGACUCCUGGUGAUUCAAAGCCCAAACCGAAAAAGAAACCCAAGAAAGCAAAGUUUAAAUCUCUGAAGAAAGGAUCUCUAAACUCUGGCACGAGACCUGUAAAAGAAGAGCCACAGGCAGAGCCAAUGACUAUAGAUGAUGAUGUUGUCAGUAGUCUUGCUCUUGUAUCCCCAAAUUCAGCUAUGCAGAAAAAACGGAAGAAACCUAAAUUUACAAGUGAUGGUGAGGAAGAAAAGAGAUCAAAGAAGUCAAAAAAAUCCAAGAGGGAUCUUCCUGAUGUUUUUGCUUCAGAUUUAGAUUCCAACUUAUUAGUUAUGCAUGAUGAAAAUGCAGAGACUCUGGUUGAGAAUGAACAGAAAACGUCAAGCAGAAAUAAGAUGGGAGGGAAAAUAUCCAUCACUCCAAUGCCAGUGAAAUGGAUCUUGAUGAUAAAACCAGAAAAAGUGAAAAAGGGAAAUCUUUGGUCCAAAGAUUGUAUCCCACCAGCAGAUACUUGGUUACCUCAGGAAGAUGCAGUAUUAUGUGCAGUUGUUCAUGAAUAUGGUUCUAACUGGAGUUUGGUUAGCGAAACGCUUUAUGGCAUGACUGCUGGUGGGGCAUAUCGGGGAAGAUAUCGUCAUCCUGUCCAUUGCUGUGAGAGGUUUAGAGAACUAUUCCAGAAAUAUGUCUUAUACUCGGUGGAUGCCACAAAUAAUGAGAAGACAAACAAUGCUGGUUCUGGAAAAGCCCUUCUUAAAGUUACAGAGGAGAACAUUCGCAUGUUGUUAGAUGUUGCUUCUGUGCAACCCAAUAGGGAAUUACUACUGCAGAAGCACUUUUAUGCACUGCUUUCUUGUAUCUGGAAGCUUUCAUCACAUGCUGACCGAAGGCAAAAUCCAUCAGCUACCUCUAAUGGUCUCUGUUUUGAUAAGAGUUUCUUUAGUUCUGUUGGCCAGCAUUCACAGAAUUCCUUGAAGAAAUCCUCUGAAAGGAUGACAUUCAGUAAUUCGGCCCAGUGCAAGAAGUUAGUAGCUUCUGCACUUGAUGACACCAGAGGUAGGCAAGAGAGUGACCAAACCUUACUCUCUAACUGCAGUGAAGACAAACCCAUGCAAGUGAGUACAGAUCAGAUGGAUAUAACACUGGAGUUCCAGAAAGAGGAGAGUGAUGCCUUGCCUUCAUUUCCAUCUGUUAUAAAUUUAUCAAUACAAGAUACAGAACUGUUGCCAUCUGUAAAUAAGCAAACAGGAGAAGAUGGUCACUUUAGAGUCUUUACUUCUAUUGCUGAGAAUCGUUUCAGGGAGGCAGCAAGAGCAUGUAAGGAAGACAGUUCAGCAUGGGCUUCGUCAGCAUUUCCAACAAAUGAUACAAGAUCCAAACCUGGGUCCAGGAUACAAUCAUUGGGAAAGCAGAAGUUUUCUAACACUGACACUGCUAAGCCUUCUAAGUCAAAGUCUAAAAGAGCCUUCACUGAUCCUAGUGAGACAAAUCACCAACAGACUGAUCCUUCAUUCCUCUCAAUGCCAUCACUUAAAGAUCUGAGAUUUGAUCUCAAUGCAGCAUCCACUAUGGAUGACAUUGUAGUUGAUGAUUUGCCUAGUAGCAGUCUGCCCUUUGUCCUCGACGUGGAAAAUUCAUUUGAUGAAACGGAGAGUUUUGGAGCAGUCCCGCAUGAUUAUGUAGCUGGUUUAAUCUCAGAUCUUGAUGAUUGCACAUCAUUCCCAGAAUUUAACGACAUUGGUUAGGGUCAAACCACGCCUGGAAAGCAAUUUCUGUAUGACCCCUCCUUGCCAUUGAAGGACUGGCAUAAGGCUGGCAGGUUGUUUUUGGACAGUCCACAAAUUCCGGUGGGAUACAUAAUCGGAACAGAAUGUUCUUACAUGAUCUAUUGAUCUAACAGGCCUGCCAUUUUUGGGUAUAUAAAUAAUAUGAUAUAGAAAAAAGGUCAAAGUGAACUGGCAGGUUUUGCAGCUUACACGUUGUUGAAUGAGGAUUCAAGCAAGCCUGCGGCAUGUUUCUGGAUUUGAAGAGCGCUGUCGAUAAUUUAAUUUUUUACCGAGAAAUUUUUUGUUGGUUUGAGGCUUCAAUUCAAAUCUGGCAGCACCAUUUUCCCCUAGGAACAAACGUAGGUAGGUACUGAUUGGCAUACAUGAAAGUUGGACUGAAAUGAAGUGCCUGGUUUGGUGUGCAUACAUACAUACCCAGGUAGAUGUGAUUUUAGAUGGCAUGCCCUUGUUGCAGUUCUUUCGUUUGCCAACAUUGUGUUGUACAUGGUGAGGAGGGAAAAAAAGAGAAGUGCCUUUCAGUUGCUGUUGAUUUAUGAUACUUAACAACAUUUUUCAUGAUGGGAAAAUGGUUUACUCCAUUUUGGCAUUUACUAUGCUUGGAACCUGUAAAUAAUUUAACAUAGAUCCUUUUUUGUAUUCAAUUCGGAAACUAUGAUCACUAAAAAGAGCAUUACUGUUUCAGAAAGAAGAUCAUUUUUUUUAA
Molecule: messenger RNA, 7070 nt
Organism: Arachis ipaensis
Lineage: Eukaryota; Viridiplantae; Streptophyta; Magnoliopsida; Fabales; Fabaceae
Gene: PIE1
Product: SNF2 domain-containing protein / helicase domain-containing protein
Biological process (GO): chromatin remodeling
Cellular component (GO): Swr1 complex
Molecular function (GO): ATP hydrolysis activity; ATP binding; histone binding
Source: RefSeq, a predicted model, not a curated record